This is a messenger RNA of Phaeodactylum tricornutum CCAP 1055/1, 1754 nucleotides long. RefSeq lists its product with no specific name. The coding region runs from base 39 to 1754 and encodes 571 amino acids. NCBI's taxonomy places the organism in Eukaryota, Bacillariophyta, Bacillariophyceae, Surirellales, Neidiaceae. The transcript has 3 exons. Gene Ontology annotation, cellular component: membrane. The record is from RefSeq and is a predicted model, not a curated record. Gene Ontology annotation, biological process: sodium-dependent phosphate transport. Gene Ontology annotation, molecular function: sodium:phosphate symporter activity.
GAAACUCCAAGAUUUCACUUCUUUGAUCCUUUUUUAGCAUGAAUGUCAUCCACGAGACCGAAUUGUCACCUAAUGAAAUCUCAGCGACUGCUGAGAAAAAGAGAGCACGACGGAAAGGGCGGGGUAUAGUCCGUUUCGGUGAUGAAGAUUUCACCAUUCAAGAAACCGAAGAUCUUCUGGACACGUACGAGAAGGCGUCAUUUGGAGAAGUGUGCACCGCAUGCUGUUUUCGAUCGGAAAUUGAAUGGCUAUGGAUGCUGUUGGCUGUUAUAAUCUUGGUCGGUUCUCUGUAUUGGCUAGUUUUCGGUCUGACGCUUCUCGGAGAUGCGGCCAAAGUCUUGGCAGGUUGUGGAGCAGGGAAACUCUUUGAUUCGGACUCCAACCCCUUGAGUGCGUUGAUGGUCGGCAUUAUUGCCACAGUGUUAAUGCAAAGCAGCAGCACAACCACCACCGUGAUUGUUUCGCUCACUGAGGCACGCGCCAUAAGCGUGGCCCAGGGUAUCUACAUGGUUAUGGGUGCCAACGUGGGAACCACAGUCACUUCGACGAUCGUUUCUUUGGCCCAAAUGGGGAAAAGCGCCGAGCUGGACCGGUCGUUCGCAGCUGCCACAUUACAUGACGUCUUCAACAUCUUUACUGUGGCAAUCCUGUUUCCAGUGGAAUGCGCCACGGGAUAUUUACAGCAUCUUACCGGAGCCCUUGCCGAGGGGGCUGAGACUGGUAGAAGAGACCAUUUCGAAGGACCGAUAAAGAAAUUUGUUAGUCCAUUGUCUGCUCGUCUCUUGACCAGCAACAAAAAACUCAUUGUUGGCGUUGCGAACGGAAAAACAUGCGACGACUACUACCCGAUUCAUUGCGAUGAAGGAGCAGAGCCUAGCUUCGCAACGUGUAAAGUUGGACUGAUUGGCUGCUAUGAGAGUACCGGGCGCUGCCCUGUACUCUUUCGCGAGUCUGCUUCUCGCACUCAGGAUCAAGUAGCCGGAGCCGUCUCUUUUGUUAUUGCUUUGAUCAUACUGUUUGUUUCCAUGCUGUCCAUGGUUUUUGCUGUUCAGAAGCUUUUGUUCGGGUUGUCCACCAAGGUAGUGCAUACGGUUACCACCUGCAACGGAUACAUCGGAUUCCUUGUCGGUAUCGGAAUUACGAUGAUCACACAGAGCUCAAGCAUUACGACUUCGGUUCUUGUUCCGUUCGCUGGUGUCGGGGCUCUUCGAUUAGAGCAGGUCUAUCCUCUCGUCUUGGGUGCGAAUAUGGGAACUGCCGUUCAGGCAGUUGUCAGUAGUUUGGAUGCUGUCGGCACCGAUCCUCUUCAGGUAGCCCUUGCACAUUUGUUUUUUAACUUGACGGGUUUUCUGAUUUGGUAUCCGCUUCCGCCACUUCGAAACAUUCCAUUUUUUGCGGCACGUCGACUCGGGAAGAACGCAGGGAUCUGGCGGAUGUUUCCUUUAUGCUACAUUGUCCUGGUAUUUUGCCUGUUGCCGCUUUUCUUCUGGGGUUUGUCGUCCCUAUACGAGAACGGAAGUGCAGGAUUGCUUGCAUUUGCAGUGCUACUAACUCUUGUUGCGGGUUUUGCCUUGGCCUUGUUGAUGUUUUGGUGCAACUUCCGUAAUGGGCAAUCAAAAUUUCACUCGAUUUUGGACCGUUUGAGCCAUAGAAACGACAAGCCGUCGCAAACCUACGAUGCGGAGGGCAAUUUUGAUAUUGAUGCUGACGGAGAUAACGUCUCUGGCGAGAAAGAUACCGUUGAAAAUCCGUGA